AUGGAGGUGGCCAAUGAACUCAAAAAACUCGAUAAUGGGCGCCUCUGUUCCUCUAGUGAGCAGAGCUUGGAGUCUCAUGAAGACACCCGAGCGAGGACGACAAUGCGCCGUACCUAUCGUGGAGGAGCACCACCCCCAGAUCGUAUCCUAGCUCCGAUUACGGGUCAAGCAACCUUCAGACCUUCGACGUCACUCGGCUAUACCGCAAACAGAUCUGACGAAUUCCGAGGUGAAGGCGCUGGCAUUCCUACCAACAACAUGGAGGAUGCGGAGGGAGAAACGCCACGCCAUCUCGCUACUGUCUCUCUCUAUCAGCCCUCUACACUACUCUCUUGGGGCUCUGCUCGGGAUGCAAUCAUCCUCCUUCGUAGUACGGGACUCACGGACGGCAAUGCGUCCCCCCGUCUCCCCGCACACCCCGCGGAGGGGGUUGUCAAGGGCGCCUCCAGCGCCAGAGCAAGCGCCCCAGGAGCCCCAUCCUCCAGCAAGCCCUCUAAAGUCGCCAAAACACCCAAGUCCACCUCCCGCACAACUACCGGAAAAGGUCAGGUCGCAACGGCACUGCCACUCCUCGCUCCAAACUCACCUCAGACGAAGACGCCGAUCCGAUCGACGGACUCCUGGCAGACCCCGGCAGCUUCUCCAGGGAGGCAGUUAAGCGUACUCUCCCGAAGAGCGGAGGCGAGCUUCAAAGCGCGUACUCCUCGAUUUGUUGGAUCGUUCAUCACCAUUGGUUGA
Molecule: messenger RNA, 738 nt
Organism: Aaosphaeria arxii CBS 175.79
Lineage: Eukaryota; Fungi; Ascomycota; Dothideomycetes; Pleosporales
Exons: 3
Coding region: 1-738 (245 amino acids)
Source: RefSeq, a predicted model, not a curated record